Messenger RNA from Xyrichtys novacula (pearly razorfish), 7290 nucleotides. NCBI's taxonomy places the organism in Eukaryota, Metazoa, Chordata, Actinopteri, Labriformes, Labridae. The record is from the annotation of a GenBank genome assembly.
CUUGUUUGUGUGUGGAAAAACGACGGGAGGUAUGAGGAAUACUCCGUGGCUAACGAUAGCAAGAUAUACAAACAGGGAUUUAAUUCACUUUGCGUCUUCUUUGACACCCUCUACGCCCACCAAAAGCUGCAGAGGGUCGUAAUUUCUGCUAAAAUCCCGUUUUUCCUCCGUUACUCCCACCGAGUCGAGCAGUGAGAACGAGAGAGCUCCGCUAAUCCCGAGGAGUGGGACGCGGCCUGCUUUUCUAGCCGGCUUCCCGGUGCGACUCAGGCGGCCAGUCCUGUCACCAGAGCCCGGUGCUUUUACUGGCUUAUUUUAAUUUCCACCGAGAAAGGCUUCAUAGCUGUGGAAUUAUUUUUGCUCUCACAAACUUGGCCUUUCUGCCUUCGGAUCCUAUUUUCUAUUGGCGUGCAACUGUUUGCGUUUCCCUCCAAAGAGGAGCUUUUGCAGCCGGGGCGGCCUGUUUUGUUUUCUCCGCGAACAAUAACACAACCAUAACGAGCCUGCUGGUGCAGCACCGCACCGGAGCCUCGCUGUGAAGAGAAAUAAAUGCGUUGUGUUGUAGCAGGUGUGAAAAAGAAAUGCAUCGUGUGAUAGCAACUCCGGACCUGGACAAGCAUGCAUGUGGACUAUGGAUUUAUUAGGAGGAAAUCAUUGCAAACUGGAUCACUUUACGAUGAAAUGCUUUGUGUUGUUAUAACUCAAGAAACCGUAUGGAAAGAAACUGAACCCACGUUUACAUGUAUGAUCUAUCUGUGAAUGUGAACACAGUGGAAACCUCAAAAUCGAAGGCAUCAGUACUUUUUCAAGCUGGGACAUCACAUUGAGGAUGGAUUGGAUGUGACUUGGGAUGAGUAACCUCGAUUGCUCCCUUCGCGGACUCUUCUAUAUGUGGGAUUUACCGAUUUUAUCCAUCUAUGCUUUCCUCAGAGCCACCAGACUCCAUUGACAAAAACGCGGAUUUUACCUCAGGAGUUGCCUCUUUGCCGCUGCCUGCUUCAUUUGUGCUUUUGUGUGACUUUUAACAUAUUAAUACACCUCUAACGGACCGGACCGGACUGGAGACCCGGGACAGGCAGCUGAGAUGAACCCGGUGAAUGCGACCUCUCUUUACGUGUCCGCGAGCCGUUCGGUGCUGCAGUGCGACCCCCGAGACCCCCGGGCUCUCGCGGAACUCUGCAAACUGCUGCCGUUUUUCCGCCAGUCCCUGUCCUGCCUGGUCUGUGGUGAGUGGAUUUUACUGUUUUUGUUUAUUAAGACAGUGUUUCCUGUGUAAAGGGUGGUUUUAGAGAGGUGUUGGGUACCGUGUGUUGUUGUCAGCUGUGCUCUCAGUGGGAGCGAACCUUUAAACAAUGCUGCAUUCAGGAACAGUCGGAAAUAUCAUAAUCGACAAUGAACCAAGUAAACAAAAGUAGUAAAUUAAGAUUGCAUUGUUUUGAUCAAAAGAGGGAAAAUUUGUAACUACAACAUAGUCAGAAAAUAAAGAGUUUAAUAACAGAAUAAUAAGAAUAGCAAAUGGAAACCUGAAGAAUAAAUUAAGCUAAUGUCUGACAAUAUUGAUAUUAUGCACGAUAAGAGUAUCUGCAUACAUUUUUAUAAUAUUGUCCUGAAAAUUUAAUAUAUUGCCCCUUGUAAAGGUUUAAACGUUAGUAGCUUGUCAUUUGGCAUUUUAGUUAAUUUAAACAAUGUUAGUUAUAAGGUAAUGAAACUGUUAUUUCUUGUUAUAUUCGAUUAUUUAGCUGUUAAAUGUACACAAAUGCAAAUAAAUAAGAAGUAAAGCAUUUAAAGGCAAGGGCAUUUUUUCAGGUUUGAGGUAAUUUAAAUUCUGUAAAAUAGAAUGAAUUCUAAAGUGCAUCACCAUACUAAGUAAUAGAGUAAUGAAGUAUUAUCCCUAUCCAUUCUUGAUGUGAACCAUAAAAAUGGCUUAGAAUUAAUAAGUUGUGAUAAUUUGACAACAUUCACCCCAAGAACUGUUAAAUAGCCCCUGUUUUGUAAAAUCAGUUCCCUGACUUUGAAUACUUUUGCUCAUGUAUUCGUGUAAGUAAAAUACUUGGAUGCUUUUCCCUUCAUUAAUAAUCAAAUGUCAUUGUAAGAAAAAACAGAAAGAAAGAAGAAAAUCUGCUCGGACAUUUGAAUUCAAGUCUUGUUUAUGACAUCUGAAUACCCGUUUCCAGAGAGCAGUGAACGCAUCAUAAUUCACAGCGACACCCGUCAUGACACACCCCCCUCUGUGUGGUUUUUGGCAGCAUUGGGACGUUUCUCUGUCAUGUGUAUAAUAACUGUGCAAACGAACAGCGAAAAGGAUGCAUUUCUUCACUCUGCUCAUCCAUAACCCCUCAACAAACAAAAUAAUGCAGGAAUUUAAUUAAAAUUGAACAUUAGUGGUUGUGACUGGCAAAGCAGGCUGUAGUUUAAUCAAAGGGUGCUUUGUGGUUAGUCUGCUUGUACAGGGGUCCUCUGAUUUAUUUAGGUGUUAUGUUCAAUUCACAGUGCUCGAAGGCACCAGCCCUCGCUGCCUUCGUGAGUGAAUAUAUAUUCCCUUGUAAUGGGUUUUCUCCUGAGGAUGAGAGAUUAUUUGUUCUGCUGUGAGUGCAGGAAUAUUGAGAAGAAGAGCAGCUUCAUUAAACUCGCAGAUAUUGAUUGUUCCUCCACCUCCUCUGCAUAAAUAAUAGCUCAAUAUGCAAGCAGAGAAUACAUGCUGUUAAAUAUAGGCUUCCUGCAGUUACCGGGGAUCUAUCACUGAGGCAGUGUGCUAAGUGUGUAGGGUUGGUUGUUUCUCAUGAAUGCACCUUCAUCCCUUUGGUAUCUGCAGCUGCACUGCCUAGCAACUAGCGUUGCUAAGGAAGCCUCUCUGAAAGGGUAGUUGUCAUUCAGUCAGGAACAUUGCCAGAUGCCACUCAGUUGACAAAUAUCAGAGUAGGAAGCUGGUGAAACUCUGAAAAUGAGGAAGCAAUAAUUCGUCAAUCCUUCUCACGCUGAGUUUUAUAGCAGGCCCACAUUGUGUCAGGUAAUGGCUGUGAAACUUGUGUGACAUAUUUGACUUCAUUCACUCUUCUUAUCUGCAGGUAACCUGCUGCAGGACCCCAUCGCUCCCACAGACUCAUCAUGUCAGCACUACGUCUGUCGAGGCUGUAAAGGUCAGAGGAUGCAGCUGAAGCCGUCCUGUAGUUGGUGUAAGGACUAUUCCCGCUUUGAGGAGAACAGGCAGCUCUCUCUGCUCGUUCACUGUUAUAGGAAGCUCUGUCUCUACAUCACACAGUCGCCGCUCGCCCCGCACAUAGCCAGCGCUGCAAGUGACUCGCCAGACCUCCAGGCCAUCCUCAAUGAGGGUCUGACGUUGGCUGAGAGCGAGCCGGAGGUGGAGGACAUUUCAGACUCUGCAGGCCUGUCACAAACAGCCUCCACCUCUGAGUUUGUACUGCCUGAUGAAGCUCUGGCCAGUAAGGAGAUCAAGAGGGAGGAUCCCAGCUCCGUCAGUGUGAAUGGACUGCAUGACUGUAAUGGCCUGGUCAGUUCAGACUCUCUGCAGCCCAUCACCAUAGAAACAGGUGGAGGUGUUGCAAAGCAGGAGAGCUUUUCGGAGGAGAUGCCGGUGUGUGUGAGCGUCACCGGGGCUGGGGAGGCGGGACUUUGUGACAUCAGCAGUUUUGGGGAUGACCUGAAACAUGGCGGGGGGCCGUUAUUGUUGAGUGUUGAGGAGGUACUCAGGACUCUAGAGACGGACGCCGACCCUGACCCCGCCCCUGAGCCCAACCAGCCGGACUGCCCCCUCUCUGUACCUCAGUCAAGCCUCAACGGGCCUCACUGCCCGUCAGGCCCUGACUCCUCUCGCCUAAUCCCCUCUCUUCCCCCAGAGAACAGCCCCCGCCCCCUCCACCCUCACCUGCAGCCCUCUAUGCAGCCUCCCCCUCAGCCCUCCACUGUCAUCCCUCACGUCCCCCCUCGUUACCACCGCAAACGUUCCCGCUCAGAAAGCGACAGCGAGAAGGUACAGCCCCUCCCCAUCUCAACUCUCCUACGAGGGCCCCCCCUUGGUGCCAACAGCUCCCCCCAUCACCCGAACCCUGGUGCCACCACCAAACAGGAGCCCAAGUUCCCUGCAGCCACGUCUCACCCCCACCUGGCCCCCGUGCCAAACGGUGGACCCCCAAAGGUGGGCAAGACUGUGCUGGUCUCCAACAAGGCCCUGAAAAAGACUGUUGAACAUCACGGGGGUCCAAAGAAGGCCUAUACUAAAGCCAGACAGGGGGCCCCAAAGCCCCGAGCACAACCCCGCGACAGAGUCCCCCCUCACCCCCACACUCACCCGCUGACUCACCCACCGAGCCCCUCGAAGCCACUGUACAAGAAGCCUGUGGAGAAGAAGGGCUGCAAGUGCGGCAGAGCCACACAGAACCCCUCAGUGUUGACCUGCAGGGGGCAGCGCUGUCCCUGCUACUCCAACCGCAAGGUGAGACCAACACAGAGAGACCAACACCACACACUCACACACACACUUUUGUUGUUUGAAUUAUUGGUAUUGGAGGAUAUAUUGAUCCAAAUGACUUCAUCUUAUACUGCAGGAUGAGCGAGAUUUCCACUCUCAGCCUUGUCACACUGAACUGAAUUCUUGUUUGUUUACAUUGACCGUAGUUGGUGUCAUUCAAAGUUUAUGCGUGUGGCUGACACUCUGUUGACACAGUCAUAAAAGGCCGCCAGUUUUAAGGAAGUUAAGACUUCUACACAAGAAUUUCUCAAUCUUCAAACCACAGCAGCGCUCUUUCAUUUUAUUUUAUUUUUGGAAACCUCCCUCACACAUACGACACCCGUGUGAACUCAACAUUUAUUCCUAAAAAAAAACCCAGUAUGCAUAACCAGGACUAGAAUUUAACGAUUAAAAUGAAAUAAUACAAUAAUACUGCAUUAGUAAAACUGCUGCUGAAUGGAGGAGCACAGAUCUGGUGUCAGAAUAAAACCUGUUCUGUGUUUAGAGCUGCUCUACAUCACUUUGCAGCCUCAUGGUUAGAUAUUUAGAGAAACAGUCGGAGAAAAGACACACACAUUUUUUUCCCCCAUUUUUUGUGUUGCAGUAUUUAGUAGCAUGGUUGAAAUGUCAUCGAAUUAGUCUGAUUGUUUUCUCUGUCUUCAUGUCUGUCGGUGGAUUUUGUGGUUUUAGCGGUGAUUAGAAGCUGGAAUUGUUGCGUUUUCAAUUUUCAGCCUUUUCCCAGCAUAAUAAUCUCAAUUUGAUAUUAUUUGAUUAUUAUUUGAUAUUAUUUUUGACUUGUUUCAAAAUUGUGUUUUCUUUUUUUUAAACUCAGUUAAACCGUCCAUGCUGUUAUUCACCUUUUAAGAUGUUCCAACAUCACUGGUUUUGGUCAGAUUCGCUGCUCCUGGUGUGUUUUGUCUUAAUCAGCGUUGUCAGCUCUAAUCUGGUGGUAAAUCUGUUUAAAAUUUCUGUUCUGGGAAAUUCUUUUUUGGCACGCUGUUUUGGUUGUUUGGUAAAUAUUCCUCCAAUCCUGCUGUAAUUAAUAACGUUUGUUUUUCUCAGGCUUGUCUGGACUGUAUCUGCCGCGGCUGUCAGAACUCUUAUAUGGCCAAUGGAGAGAAAAAGUUGGAGGCCUUCGCCGUGCCGGAGAAAGCCCUGGAACAAACUCGCCUCACGCUCGGUAUCAAUCUCACCAGUAUCACCGCGGCGGCCCUGCGAAGCCCGGCCACGAGCUCUCCAGGCAACACCCUUCUUAAUGUCACCACUGCGACAGGAGCCCCCGUUACGGCCGCCUUCCUGUCAGGGACGGGGCACGACAACCGGGGCUUUGAGGAAUCACUGGAGAUGCGGUUUGACUGCUGAGGUCGGUCGUCACGCACAUUCCCCCGCCCCUGCCAACCGGGCGUUAUCCAUCAGGGCGUGCCAGGGACCUGCAGGGGGACGGAGCCAGAACUAAGGCAGCUACAGUGACAGGCGAUAGCGAGGGUCACCAGCCGAAGCUGAAGGGUCGCCCUCCAUUUUAUCGCCCGAAACUGCACCAUGCUUGUGGUCUUGCUUUGAGAUGCAGCGUGGAAGAGGAAGGAGGAAGAGGAGGAGGAGAUGUAGCGUUACUGUAUGUGCAGAGAUUUCAUUUCAGUGCAGAUAGAGCUUCAGUUUUUUGUUUUCUUCUCUACUAUGGGUAAUGUGUAGAGCAUGUCGUGUAGCCUCAGUGUGUGUAUGUGUGCGUGCAUGUGAGUGUGUAUGUUUGAGGGGAGGAGCUUGCGACGGAGACAUCAUCAUCAUCAUCAUCUUCAUCAACAGAGACUGGUGUAAUUUAUAUAAGAGAAAGAACUUUUUGUACGCGGACUUACCAGUUUCCUUUAAAGAAGACGUUUUAUGAGAUAUUUUAUAAGUUACACGUCAAAAACCAACAGAAGCCGAGCAGGGGCAGACCUGCACUCAACCAGAAUAUUUUCACACAGCUGGAAGGGAGAUUGUAUUUUGACUACUAGAAAUAAUGACUUUGAAAACAGCUCGACCUAAAACAAUAACUUCUGCGGGUUAUUCACCUCAACAAAAACUCACGUUUUGAUAUCAGUCGCUGCAGGAACAGGGAUGUGAAUUAAAACCACCAGCCAAAUGUAUGUUCAGAUCUGUCUGUUGAAUGUUUAUACACCCUAACAUUAUUCUAGAUGUUAUUGUGAAGCUAAAGCAAAGACAUGACACUUGUAAAAUCUUUCAAACAGCUGAUAAAAGAUGAACCUUCUCUCUCUCUCUCCCUGGUUUGCUCACUGACCAGGAAAAUCAUUGUGUGUUCUCGUAUUCAGCACUGUUCCCACCUCUUCUUCACUCUCUGCUUAAACCACGUUUCUGAUCUGUUCUCGCUCGUGUUAAAAACUCUGGUUGACUGCAGGCCCCGCACGUCGUCACCACAAACGUUUUGGUUUCUGGAAGCUACACACAUGCUGCUAAAACACCACAAAGGACUCAAGAAGGAGAGCACACCUGUUUUCCUCGUCUUUUUCGUUCUGCUUGUUUUUAAGAAUAAUUCGUGUUAACAACAUUUGCAGUAUUUAUUGGACGUCUCCUAACAUAGGUUUCGUGUUGGGCGUCAGUUCAGCCCUUUCUCUCGCUCUCUCUCUCUCUUUCUCUCUCUCUCUCUCUGCCUGUCAAGUCUGUUGAUUCCAGUCUGGACUUUUCUCUGUCUCGGUUCAGUUGCUGUCUACUUCUUAGUGUUAGUUUCUGGUGUCUCCAAACAGUUUUUGUUCUCCCUCGGGGCAUUUAAAUACCUGUAAUAUAACUGUAACAUAUUUCCACAAAAAGAAAGAAAAUCAAAAUCUUAACAA